UAUUGUGCUGAGAAGGUCCUGCUACCGCUUCUCUCAUAGUGCAGGUUACUCUGUUCGCAUAUCCCUCAAAUAGUGGGUGAAGGAUGUACCGUGUCAGUUUUCAUUGCUCUGGAUAUUCAGGAGGUAAAAUGAAAUGUCAUGGAUUAAUCCUGGAAUAGUGUUCACUGAGCAUAUCACACGUGGAAAGCACACAAAUGGAUGAACGCCUAAAAACCAAGGUGAAAGACUGAUCCAAUGAAGUGUCUCACUGAUAUAUCACAUGACAGGAAGAGACAUACCCUGGGACCACCCAUCAGGAAGAAGGAAGUGAAAGACACUGAUUGCCCAUAACCUACUUGAAGACAAGAAGCUGAUAUUCAGUCCGUGACCAGAGCCAGUGGUGUGACAUCGUACGACAGCAGUGGGACUGUGUAACAGCCAGCAUGACCCCAGCACUGGUGACCUCAUCGAAGAGCGAGGAUGGAAACCUGACCUAAAGGGAUUUCUGUCUCACCACCCUCACCAUUACACUGUUCCAGCGUGUGAGUUGACCAUGGACAAAGUGCUCCGUGGCCUGCUGCUCCUGGGAACCGUCGUGACCAUGGUCCAUGCAUGCCCCAAAUACUGUGCCUGCCAGAACCUGUCAGAGUCUCUGGGCACCCUCUGCCCCUCGAAAGGCUUGCUGUUCGUGCCCCCGGAUAUCGACCGACGAACGGUGGAGCUGCGGCUGGGUGGAAACUUCAUCCUUCGCAUCACCCAGCAAGACUUCGCCAACAUGACGGGCCUGGUGGACUUGACCCUGUCCCGAAACACCAUCGGGUUCAUCCAGCCCUUCUCCUUCUCCGACCUGGAGACCCUGCGCUCGCUGCACCUGGACAACAACCGCCUGACGGAGAUCGGGCCGGACGACCUACGAGGGCUCAUCAACCUGCAGCACCUCAUCCUCAACAACAACCAAAUGGAGCACAUUUCAGAGCGGGCCUUCGAAGACCUGGCGCUGACGCUGGAAGACCUGGACCUGUCCUACAACAACCUGCGAGGGCUGCCCUGGGGCUCUGUGCGGCAAAUGGUCAACCUGCACCAGCUCAGCCUGGACCACAACCUCAUCGACUACAUCCCCGAGGGCACCUUCACCGACCUGGAACGGCUGGCCCGGCUGGACCUCACUUCCAACCAGCUGCAGAAGCUGCCUCCUGACCCCAUCUUCGCCCGCGCCCAGGACACGGUGGUGCUCACCACGCCCUACGCGCCCCAGCUGUCCCUCAGCUUCGGUGGGAACCCUCUGCACUGCAACUGCGAGGUCCUCUGGCUGCGACGGCUGGAGAGGGACGACGACCUGGAGACCUGCGCCUCCCCUCCCAACCUGAAGGGCCGCUAUUUCUGGCACAUCGCGGAAGAGGAGUUCCUCUGCGAGCAGCCCCUCAUCACUCAACACACCCACAAGCUGCUGGUCCUGGAGGGACAGACCGCCAGCAUGAAGUGCAAGGCCAUCGGAGACCCCGUGCCCACCAUCCACUGGAUCACCCCCGACGACCGCCUGAUAGGCAACUCGUCUCGGACCGUGGUGUACGGGAACGGCACGCUGGAUAUCCUCAUCACCACGUCGCAGGACUACGGUACCUUCACCUGCAUCGCGGCUAAUCUGGCCGGAGAGUCCACCGCCACCGUGGAGCUGUCUAUCGUCCAGCUCCCGCACCUCACCAACGACACGGGCCGCCCCUCGCAGCCAAAGUCCCGGCUCUCCGACAUCACCAGCUCCACCAAGACCACCAAGGGAGAGCCUAAGGCUCAGCCGGAGAGGGCCGUGUCGGUGACGGAGGUGACCGCGGUCUCAGCCCUGGUCGGGUGGACGGUCAGCAAGGCGGCGCCCAAAGUCAAAAUGUACCAGCUUCAGUACAACUGCUCUGAUGAUGAAGUAUUGAUCUACAGGAUGAUCCCAGCAUCGAGUAAAGCCUUCCUGGUGACAAACCUGGUGUCGGGAACUCAGUAUGACCUGUGCGUACUGGCGGCCUGGGAGGACACUGCCACCACCCUGACUGCCACCAACGUGGUGGGAUGCGUGCAGUUCUACACCGGGGACGAGUACCCGCAGUGCCAGUCUCUCCGUAGCCACUUCCUGGGUGGCACCAUGAUACUGGUGGUGGGCGGGGUGAUAGUCGCCACCCUGCUGGUCUUCAUCGUCAUCCUGAUGGUGCGCUACAAAGCCGGCGAGGACGAGCCUCCAUCCAGCAAGCUGCCCAGCGUCAGUGACACCUACUCGCAGACCAACGGCGGACGCAUCCUGCGGAACGGCCUCCUUCCGGCCAAGACCAAGCCCAAGGUGACCAUGAGGAACGAGGUGGUGGAGUUCAGGUGCGGCUCUCUGCAGAGCAGCAUCUCCUCCUCCUCUUCCUCUUCAUCCUCGGACGGGCGCGGCGGUGGCGGCGAUGAUUGCAGCCGGGAGGGGACGCCGUCCGGCAAAUGGAGGACCUCCUCCUCCGCCAAGGGCUGCCCCAACCUCGACCACUUGCUGGGGGCCUUCACCUCUCUGGAGCUGCGGGGCCAGAGCAGGGACCCGGUGCCCGCCGGGGCUGGCCUGGCCGCAUCGACGGCGCCGCCGACCGACAAGGAGCCCCUGCUGGGCCGGACGAUGGACUCCACGCUCAGCAGGCUGCUCAUGCUGCCCCUGGACAGCAAGCCCAAGAGGAGCCACUCUUUCGACAUGGGCGACGUGGUCACCUGCGCUGAGGCCCCCUCGCAGUUCUCUAGCUACCCCCGGAGGAUUAGCCGCAUCUGGACUAAGAGGAGCCUCUCGGUGAACGGCAUGCUCCUGCAGUAUGACGAGGAGGGAGAGGCGGAGGGGAGCAAGGGGACUCCCGACAGCUCCGAGUGGGUCAUGGAGAGCACGGUCUGAGAGGGAAAAGCAAGGUUCGGCGUCGUGAGGAGGACAGGGAGAGGCGCGACGGGAAGACUCGGCCUUCUUAAGACGGGGUCGGGGAGGAGCCGCGUUUGACGUAAAACCCUGCUGGAGCAGUACUGUCGCCCUCUCCCGCCCCCCCCCUGUCCCUCGUCCCCAUCCCCCACUGCAUGAAGUUCAUCCAUGUUAAUCCUGUCAGCCUUCCAUCGCCAUGUGACAAAGAUUAAGUCCGAGGUCAGCCUUGCCCUAUCGCGCUGGUUGCAUCGCUGACAAAGGCCAGCUAGGAAAACUCACUGGCCUGGUGGGUGUGCGUAUAUGGGGCAGGGAGAGAGGUGGUUGAGAGAAAUGGGAGAGAACUGAAACACGCCAGGGUCAAGCUGGCACGACUGCAGGCAUUCCGGUGGAAAAACAUGUUACGCUGACGGACGUCCCCCUAUCACAGUGCUUCAGACUCUUGAUGCAACUUAAAAGCAAAUGUAAUUAAGUAAUUUUAUAUUUAUAUUUAAGUUUUCGAUUUUAUAGGAAAAAACGCACAUCAAGACAGACUGCUUAUUCCUUCUUUUGAGAUUGUUUUUCUUCACAAAAGUUGGAUUUUGUUGGCUUUCGUUAUUUUCCUGUUGGUUUCCUUUUAAUCCAUAAAGAGUUAUCGCAUGUCAAUAUGGGUCCCAUUGAAAAUUUCCCCCGGACGAUUUGUGAUUGCAAGCCCCUUUGAUGACUCCAGUGUGUGAGUGAUGAGUCAUGAUAAUUUUACUUCAGUGACAGAAGCACAGCUUUUCACUUUUCCCAAUGCUGUUUUUGUAAUACAAUGUGAAAACAUUAAGAAAGUGUCAUCAAAUGUAUGUCUACAAUAUGGAUUAAGGACUGGGAUAUAUUAACAGAUUUUAAAACAAACUCAAUCAUGGGAAAUUACAAAAUUGUAACAUCUGGAUUUUAUUUUUCCUAAAAUUAUCAUAUUUAAGAUCACACAUAUUCAAGGCAUUAUACUAGCUUCUCAUGGACUACUGACUACACCUGAAGACUACACAGACACAAAAUACAAUUAUAAGAAUUAUGAUUGGUGAUCACUGGUGAUUUUUGAUCAUGGCACUUUAUACAAAAUGUCAUAUGUAAGAAAUGAUAAUUUAUAUUUUCUAAUCAAAAGAAUUUCUUUUUUGAAAUCUAAUGAUUUUUUUUUUAUUUUGUACAAAACUUUUAUGAACACAAUUCUAUCAGAUACAAUACAAAUAAAUCCCAGAUGUCAGUUGCUGAAAAUAUAUAAACAUAAGAUUGUAUUACUUACAUUAUGCAUUCAUACAUAGGCACGUACAUACAUUCUGUACACAUAUACAUCGAUAUUUAUUUAGUGAUGUACAAGACUUAUUCAUGGACACAAAGCAUAUUUAAGCAAAUAUUAAAUAUGUUUUGUUUGUAUAUUUGCCAAUUUGUUGCAAGUGGGAGCAACAUCUGAUUUGUGGCAAUAUUAAGUGACCCAGUCCGUUUGCCACUUUCUGUGGUUUCUCUGUGGUCUCUCUGUUUAUUAUUUUUCUUGUACAGUUCUGUAUAUUCACAUUUUUGUAUGAUAAUUGAAUGGGAGUGUAUGAUGGGGAAACUAGUCGUAUUUUAAUUUUCUUGUUCAGCAAAAAGUAAAAAAGUGCUUAAACUGUAUUGUUACAGUACAGCCUGUCGGUGUGUGUGUUCUCAUCUGGAGUUGUAGAAAAUGU
Messenger RNA from Conger conger (European conger), 4575 nucleotides. RefSeq names its product leucine-rich repeat and fibronectin type-III domain-containing protein 2-like. Gene Ontology annotation, molecular function: protein binding. The record is from RefSeq and is a predicted model, not a curated record. The coding region runs from base 533 to 2872 and encodes 779 amino acids. NCBI's taxonomy places the organism in Eukaryota, Metazoa, Chordata, Actinopteri, Anguilliformes, Congridae. Gene Ontology annotation, cellular component: postsynaptic density membrane; cell surface. The transcript is spliced from 5 exons.